This is a messenger RNA of Pogona vitticeps (central bearded dragon), 4442 nucleotides long. RefSeq names its product Ras and Rab interactor 2 (gene RIN2). Gene Ontology annotation, cellular component: cytosol; endocytic vesicle. Gene Ontology annotation, biological process: signal transduction; vesicle-mediated transport. Gene Ontology annotation, molecular function: guanyl-nucleotide exchange factor activity; small GTPase binding. Lineage: Eukaryota; Metazoa; Chordata; Lepidosauria; Squamata; Agamidae. The record is from RefSeq and is a predicted model, not a curated record.
UCCUGAAGCGCGCUUUCGAGCCACCGCGAGCUCCUCUGGCGGCGGCGGCUGCGCGCCCCGGAGAGGUUCAUCCACAGCCCUGAACGACAAGAUCUCCAGUUUGUGAAAGACCUUCCCACCCCACCCUGAUUUAACAGCUCCUUUGGCACUGCUAGUUAAAUUUCCUGACCUGCAGUUCCAUUGUUCACAUGGAUGAAUUUUUUUGAGCCUGUGAGCCUUCAUAGACACACCUGUUCACUGAAGUCAAAGUGAAUAAAGAAAAAUGUGGAGAGUCAGGAGGAGCUCAGUGCAGCUUUCCCAGAGAAAAUGUCAGCUUCAAAAAUGGAAGCCCAGUGUCUCGGUGAGAGAGGGAGCUUUUUUAAACUAAUUGACACAAUUGCUUCAGAGAUCGGAGAACUGAAACAAGAAAUGGUACAAACAGAUCUGGUGCUGGAAGAUGGACUCUCCAAGUUACAAAGCCUAGAGAAAGAUACAGGUGAUGUGCGUCCAGAUCAAAAAGAUUUUAGAAAUAUCAUUCGAGAUUCUGGAUAUGACAGCCUGCCGAAUAAACUCAGCAUACUAGAUAAGCUUCUUCAUACUCACCCUAUCUGGUUACAGCUUGGCCUGAGUGAUGCAGAAGCAGUGGAAGUUCUACAGUCACAACCCUCUGGAACCUUCCUUGUUAGGAAAUCCACAAAAAUGCAAAAGAAAGUCAUAUCCCUACGACUACCAAAUGAAUGUGGAUUGUGCCUGAAAGAGUUUGCAAUAAAAGAAAGCACAUAUACCUUUUCCUUGGAAGGCUCUGGAAUAAGUUUUGCUGAUUUGUUCAGGCUUAUAGCUUUCUACUGUAUUAGCAGGGAUGUCUUGCCGUUCACCUUGAAAUUACCUCAUGCUAUUGCAACAGCAACAACAGAGGCACAGCUUGAAGAAGUGGCUCAGAUGGGAUUAAAUUUCUGGAGUUCUCCAGCUAACAACAACAGACUGCAAAAUCCAUCACCUCUCCAGAAGCCUCUGCCUUCAGAGAGCAUUUAUAAAGACUCCCAGCAGCUCUGCCUUAUAAAUGGAGUUCAUUCUAUAAGAACGAGGACGCCUUCGGAGCUGGAGUGCAGCCAAACCAAUGGAGCCUUGUGUUUUAUUAAUCCACUGUUCUUGAAAGUGCAUAGCCAGGACGUCAGUGGAAAUCUGAAAAGGCAGUGCCCAAGAACUCAAGAUGUGAAUGGCCCAGAGAGGUCCCGUUCUCCCCCACCCAGACCUCCCCCACCUUCUAUUCAUAGCCUCCUUGCAAGUCCUCAGCUGUCCAGGACUGUAAACCAGGCAAGUCUGCCAGAAACUGUCAACCACAGCAGAGAACGGAACGUGGAUGGGCUACAGAAGAGGCCAACCCCUAUCCCGCCGCCUCGCCUGAAGAAGAAGGCACUCUCUUUAGAAGCAGGGAGCACUGCAAACAGCUCAGCUGUAAUUGGACCAAGCCGUAACUCAGUGCAUGGCUCAGAGGCUGCUAGCAUUCCAGGUGGAGCCCCGCCUCAGCAAAACUUAGCAGAGAGCAAAAAGAGCUUAGCUGCACACUGUGAGUCACAAGUGCAGUGGAAUGGAGGCCGGCAGAGACUGAGCGACAUGAGCCUGUCCACCUCUUCCUCUGACUCGCUGGAUUUUGAUAGGAGCAUGCCACUCUUUGCUUAUGAUGGGGAUACUAACAGCAGCCUGGAAGAGUAUGAGGGGGAAAGUGACCAAGAGAGCAUGGCACCACCUCUGAAGCCCAAAAAGAAAAGGACUGGCUCUUUUGUCCUCCCCAAAAUUGUUAAAUCCCAGCUACGGAAAGUGAGUGGUGUCUUCAGCUCUUUCAUGACCCCAGAGAAGAGGAUGAUCAAGAAAAUCGCAGAGAUGUCUCGCGACAAGCGGACCUAUUUCGGUUGCCUGGUCCAGGACUACGUAAGCUUCCUGCUGGAGAACAAGGAGUGCCAUGUUUCCAGCACAGAUAUGCUUCAGACCAUCCGGCAGUUUAUGACCCAAGUCAAGAGCUACUUGUCUCAGAGCUCUGAACUAGAUCCUCCCAUUGAAUCUCUCAUCCCAGAAGACCAAAUAGAUGUGGUGUUAGAGAAAGCCAUGCAUAAGUGCAUCCUGAAGCCCCUCAAGGGCCAUGUUGAAGCAAUGUUGAAAGAUUUCCAUAUGGCCGACGGCUCCUGGAAGCAGCUAAAGGAGAACCUCCAGCUUGUCCGGCAGCGGAAUCCUCAGGAGCUGGGGGUGUUUGUCCCAACGCCAGACUUUGUAGAUGUUGAAAAGAUUAAGGUCAAGUUCAUGACCAUGCAGAAGAUGUACUCUCCUGAAAAGAAAGUCAUGCUGCUACUCAGAGUGUGUAAACUGAUUUACACAGUCAUGGAGAACAAUUCAGGGAGAAUGUAUGGCGCUGAUGACUUCCUGCCUGUGCUGACCUAUGUUGUUGCUCAGUGUGACAUGCUGGAAUUAGAUGCUGAAAUUGAGUAUAUGAUGGAGCUGCUGGACCCAUCCUUGCUGCAUGGAGAAGGGGGCUACUACUUGACAAGUGCAUAUGGAGCACUUUCUUUAAUCAAGAAUUUUCAAGAAGAACAAGCAGCAAGACUGUUGUGUUCAGAGGCCCGAAACACCCUUAGACAAUGGCAUAAGCGGAGGACAACAAACAGAACAAUUCCCUCUGUUGACGAUUUUCAGAACUACCUACGGGUUGCGUUCCAGGAAGUAAACAGUGGGUGCACAGGAAAAACCUUGCUAGUUCGACCGUAUAUUACAACAGAAGAUGUGUGUCAGCUCUGUGCUGAGAAGUUUAAAGUGGACAAUCCUGAUGAUUACAGCCUGUUUCUUUUCAUCGAUGACACCUGGCAGCAGCUGACAGAAGACACCUAUCCUCAGAAAAUCAAAGCUGAACUGCACAGUCGGCCACAGCCCCAGGUCUUCCAUUUUGUUUAUAAGCGCAUCGGCAGUGACCCCUAUGGGGCCAUUUUUCCAAAUGACAACAGCGACCACACUUCAUAAAGUUGACACUUCUCUUUGCUGUAUUUUAAGUGCUGAAAAAAAUCCUUUAUGCACUGAGUGAAUUGGUUUUGACAGUAAGUGUUGUUCAGGUUCCUGAACUAAAUGCCCAGUAAGUAUAUGAACAACUCUUCUCACUGACUAUAAAUCAGGUGGGCAAAAUGAAGCCCCAUGUGUCAAUGCAAAAAGGGGGGAAAAAAGGUGUUUUCUCACUUCUUGAAGCCUUUAGGAGUGGUUGUUUUGCAAUAAGGUGGGAGCAGGGCUCAUUACCCAAACAAACCCACAAAAAUGAAUCUGGAAAUGAAAUUUUGACAACACUCAGUUUUGAUAUUUUUGUACUUUUUGCUCAUUGUUAGGGCUGCUGGUGUAGCCUCCAGUAACUGUGGCUAUAAUACUGACCCUCUGGCCCCUCCAAAGCUACCCCUCCCUGCUGUAAAUAAGCAUAAACAGAACAAUUAGGAAGUUGUACACUGUAGAACAGCAACACAACAGUGUACUGUCACUGGAGCUGACCUUCAUGGAUCUUGGUCUUCUCAAAUACAGUGCAGUAUAUCCAUCUGCAAAUCUGUACUGUAUUUUAUUCAUAUCCUUAGUUCAAGCACUAUUUUCAUUUAAAUAUUCAGAUGGACAGACCUUUUGUAAAGUAGCUGGUAGACUGUCCAUCUCAGCAAUACUAUCCGAUGCAGGGCAUCAGUAAUCUCUGUUACAUGGAUGGUAAUAGCCUUCUUGUAAAAUAGUUGUUUCAUUAUUAUUAUUACUUUACAGAAGGCGACAUGAUUUUAUAUAUUUCACAGAAAUUUUAUAGCAGUUGCAGGUUAACUGUCAUGGUUAGUUUUAAAAUAUUUUUUUAAACUAUGAAAUAUUCUAUAAUUAUGCAUGUGAUUUUUAACACUUAAUAUACAAAAUAAAUCUCUUGCUGGUUUUAGAGUAUUACAAUGAAUAUUUUUGUGAUAUUUUUUGUCUUUUUAUACCCUGAUUUAAGGGCUUCUUUUAAGUAUCAAACAUCAAUUUUUUAAAAAAUUGAUAUGAUUCUGUAAACAAUUUGAAUUUUUGACAUUGGCUGCCAAAGCCUUCAAAACCUGAUUUACCAAUUUAUGAAUUAUUAUUUGUAUACUACAAUCUUGAGCGGACAGGAAGAAGAUUGAGAUAUGAGGGAUUUGAAAUGUGUGAAUAUAAAGAGCAGGGUAGUGUAAGGAGGUAGGAAGCCUGCUUUAGGAAUGAAAAGUGUCAAGGGACGUGUUCAGAAUCACUUAAUACUAUUAGAUGCUCCUUAAUACACAUUAACAAGUGUUGUAGUGCAGAGCUGAAGACAAAGAACAAGGGUAACUGGGAUGGGUUUUUUAUCCUCUUGUGGUUCAGUGUAUGAUCGUGGGAUGCUGAUUCUGCUUCCUGAUGGACAUUGCUAAGGGUAAAAGCGGGUUAUAGUUACUCAAAUAAAUACAGUGACAUUGUGAAGAAAA